Cimex lectularius (bed bug) is the source of this 3810-nucleotide messenger RNA. Its product is annotated as limbic system-associated membrane protein. The record is from RefSeq and is a predicted model, not a curated record. Lineage: Eukaryota; Metazoa; Arthropoda; Insecta; Hemiptera; Cimicidae. Bases 68 to 1492 code for a protein of 474 amino acids. Gene Ontology annotation, biological process: homophilic cell-cell adhesion; synapse organization. The transcript is spliced from 13 exons. Gene Ontology annotation, cellular component: plasma membrane; neuronal cell body; axon. Gene Ontology annotation, molecular function: axon guidance receptor activity; protein binding.
UGAUUUUCCUCAGUACCAGUAUGAGCAUCGAGUCGCAGCUAUCUUUCCCAGUACCGAGCUGGAGUUCAUGCCGUCUUUCGAAUCCAAAGCGCACACGUACAGGGUAGUCACAGGUGACAUGGUCGUCUUGCCCUGCGAGGUCAACAAUGUCGGUACCUACAUGCAAGCAUGGAAAAGGGGCAUCGCCAUCCUCACAGCAGGCAGCGUCAAAGUAAGCCCAGACGAAAGGUUCAGGCUCGUCGACGGCUACAAUCUAGAAAUCAGGGACGUCCAGACUCAAGACGCUGGAGACUACGUAUGCCAGAUCGCGACACUUCAGCCAAUGGAGAUCACACACACGGUUGAAAUUUUGGUUCCGCCCAGAAUUCACCAGUUGACAUCGAUGGAGCCAGUCGAAGUUAAAAAGGGUGGACCAAUUACUCUAGAGUGCAGAGCAUCCGGUAACCCUGUGCCGAAAAUCACGUGGACGAGAAAGAACAAUGUCCUUCCAUCUGGAGAAAAGACGUACGAAGGAUCAUCUUUCACGAUUGACCGUGUAAAUCGCCACGAUGCAGGAAUCUAUCAAUGUACAGCGAGUAACAACGUCGGCCACCCGACAACAAAAGAAAUACAACUAAAGGUCCUAUUUCCUCCAGAAAUUGAAGUCGAGAAGAGCUGGGUGCACACAGGCGAAGGGAACGAGGCCCAAUUGGUGUGCAUCGUGUUCGCGGAACCGGGUGCGGACGUUGUCUGGUUUAAAGACACCCUAAGGCUGGCGUCGACGGAGAGACGGAUCACGGAAGUUAGGGGAAGCAGGAAUACACUUAUAAUAAGAAAAGUACAGGCUUCCGAUUUUGGAAAUUACUCUUGCCUGGCCGACAACGGGAUCGGAAAGACGAAACAGUACCUCGAAUUAUCAGGGCGGCCGAACCCGGCCAAAUUCAGAAGCCACCAGCAAAGCAGGUCGCGGGACAGUUACAACAUUUCUUGGGUGGUGGAGAGCUACACGCCCAUCGAAGAGUGCAAGCUUUUUUUCAGAAAAGUGCCCAACCCGAACUCGGCCCAGACAGGAACUGUGCAUUAUACCCAGCCGCAUUUUGGACAAAAGAGACCCCAUCGUAGGCAGGAGAACGAGACACACGGGCAGUAUGGAUACAACGGACUCCAGAGGGGUGAUUGGAACGAUGUCAUCUUACCAAACAUGCCGAGUGGACACUACACUCAACACAUGUCGUACAUGAUCCGAGGACUCGAACCGGCGGUGCAGUACGAAGCCAGAGUGCAAGCUAAGAACAGAUUCGGAUGGAGCCAGAUGUCGGAGGACUUCCUUUUUGUCACGAAGGGAAUAGGUCAGUACCCAGGUGAUAUUGAGCCUCCCUCUUCACCCGCAGUUUUAUCAGAACCAGAAAUGCGAGACAUGGGAGUGAAGGCGUUCGGCACUGCAUCACAGCGAACUGUCGAUGUUCUCUUCAUCGCGAUGUUGCUGUUGAUCCUGGCGGACAGAUGGUUCUAAAAAAAUAUACAGUUGAUGGAAAAGAAGAUUAGAACAACCCUCGGCAGACCACAUUACUCCUGAAACGUACGACUUUGACAACCAACUAAUCCACAUUGUGUAGAGAUAAAGACAGUCACCCCUUUCAAUCCAAAUAUAUAAUAAACAGGAAGAAAACGGAAUAUAAAAGACUAUCUAAACUUUUGUAUAAAAAGUGCUUUGUACGAAAGUGCGAAAAUGGAUCAAUCGUCAUGUUAUUCGCGUUUUAUUUCUAACGGACUUUCGACUGUAACAUUUUUUUUAUUUGCUUGUAUAAAUGUAAUUGAUUAAGAUGUGGAGUAAUUUCUAAACCCUUCGUCCAUUUUCUAGACCUUGCUGUGAAUUCAUAGUAAUAAAGAAACUUUUCACUUAUUAUGAUCUUAAUACAAACCCUUAGAUGGACUUUAACAAGGAUUGCGGCAAGAAACCGCAAAUCCUACCCUGAUAAUAUUUGUAUAAUUUCUAAUAGAAAAAAUAAAAUCUAUAAAAAAAAUUAUGUGUUAAAAAUGAAAAUGACUAACCAAGUUUCGGCUUAAGAGAAAAAAAUAAUUGUAAAUAAUUCCUAUUUGAACGGGAAAACUUUCUAGUCAUAGUUGGCCGUUCAAAAUUAGUCAGUUCUUCUUUUCUAUCUUUUAUAUUUAAAAAAAAAGACUUUUUGAUGAAAAAAUAAGCAAAAUUUUUUCCGUAAACUGCAAUUUAAUAAUUUUCACAAAAUGUCAUAAAAAGAGCACUCGUUCGGGUUUUUCUUAUAUAAAAAUGUAAAUAAGAAAGAAAAUAUAAAGAUUCGCCUAAGUGAGAAAUAAAUGUAACUAUACAGACGAAUACACAUUGUGAAUGAUGCGGCCGAAUUCCUUGUAUUUCAAUAAAGAAUUUGUCAUUUAACCCACGUUGUACAUAAAAGCGAGAAUGUGAUUUUGGUCAAUUAUUAAUUAUUUGUUUUUUUAGACGUUUUUAAAUUUUAAAAAAAUUGAAAUAUAAUUUAAAUCAUUAUUCCUUUCUCAAUGACAACACUUUCCAAUUUUGUUCACAGCGUGAAUUAAAUACUUUUUUAUUCAUUUUAUACUGUUCACAUAUUUAAUUGAGCACUGUACUAAGAAGUAUGUUCACAUUUUACAAUUCUUUCGAUAUUGUAAUAUGUUAGUAACAGUUAGUUUUAUAAAAAGUAAUCGUUUAAAUAUUAUGGUGUUUUUGUAGUAAUAGUAUUAAUUAGAUGUAGCUAUUAUCUUUUGUGAUAUUCUCGUUGGUGUUCAUAUUGAAAUUUUUUAAGAAAUUUAACGCUUGAAUUAUCUUAAACCUACACUGACUUGAAUUGAUUUUUUUACCGCAAUAUGCAUUUGUAACUUCAUUUUUCUUGAAAUAUUUUAAAAUAUAGAAGAAUUUCGAUUUAGUGUGAAUUUUUGAAUUUAAUGUUACAACAAAUUGUAAAUAUGACUAGUAAUUAUAGUGUUAUACUUUUAAGAAUGAUAAGUGAAAUACUAGGCUGUUCGGUCGCAUUUCUUAAAAUAGCACUGUAAAAUAAAUGAUCUCUAUGUGUGUGUAUUAUGAUGUUAAAUCGGCAAUGAUCGUGUUUUCAUAUGUGAAUAAAAAAGAAAAUAGAAGAUGAAACAAUCUAAUUAAUUUUACCAAACAAAUUAGGGAAAUUUUCCCAUCAAUUAUAUUUUAAGAAAACUUUCUUGACACUUAGAUUUAUAUUUUAUUUAAAUAAAAAGUUUAAAAAAAGAAAAGAUCUUAUUGACACUGUUGAAUGUAAUGAAGAGAACAUAAAAACAUUUGAAUCCGUUUCUCUGAUAUAUAGUAAAAAUAUGCUUGUUGCAUUUUAAAUCAAGGAGUUUUCCCAUAGUGUAUAUAUGGUAAUUUUUGUAUCCAACCUUAUAAGUUAAGAGUUAUAAAUAUAUUGAUAACCAAAAACUAUAUUUUUAAGAGAAAUGAUUCUUUUUCAAAUUUUAAUUUGUUAAGGGUUUUUGUGAAAAAUGUAGCAUGUGCCACUUUGAAGAUAAAGAUAUUUUGAAACUAUCAGUUGAUGUGUAUUGUUCUUGUGUUUAGAACGAAAAAAAAGUUUAAUUGUACAAAGAAUUGCUUUAAGUGUGUUCCCUUUUUAAAAGAUUAUGCAGAGCUUGACUACAUUAUAUUUCGGUGUUUAACUUUGUAAAUUUAAAUGUGUGUUAUUUAAAAAAUAAUAAUAAGGAAAAUGUUAGUUGUGGCAAAAUAGCGUUUUACAUCUGCAACAUAACAUUUUAAAAACAUAUUAUAAUAUAUUACUAUAUCAAAUACAAUCCUUGUGAUUUAUUUUGUAAAUGUAU